Molecule: messenger RNA, 831 nt
Organism: Gossypium raimondii (Peruvian cotton)
Lineage: Eukaryota; Viridiplantae; Streptophyta; Magnoliopsida; Malvales; Malvaceae
Exons: 5
Coding region: 1-831 (276 amino acids)
Molecular function (GO): nucleic acid binding
Source: RefSeq, a predicted model, not a curated record
AUGAUAGAAUAUCAUCCUGGCAAGGCAGAUGUUGUUGCUAAGGCUUUGAGUAGGAAGUCUAUGGCAGAGUUGAAAGCUAUGUUUACACGCUUUAGUUUAGCUAGUGAUGAUGGUUUGUUAGCUGAACAUCAAGUGAGGCUAACUUUGUUACAACAGAUUAAGGAGAAACAAUCACUAGAUGAAGACUUGUUAAAGAGGAUUUCACAGGUUGAGCAAGGUGUUAAAGGAGACUUUGAUAUUGACAGUGAUGGUAUCUUGAAUUUUUUAGGUAGGUUGUGUGUCCCGCAUGAUGGGGUUUUUAGGCACGCGAUUCUUACCAAGGCGCAUAGUAGCCUUUACGCUAUGCAUCCCAUUAGAGGUUUGUUGCAAUCGAUUGUGAUUCCUGAAUGGAAGUGGGAAAGGAUCACUAUGGACUUUGUUUUAUGUUUGGCUUUGACUCCAGCGAAGAAGGAUUUAGUGUGGAAGUUGGCAGAGUUAUAUAUCACUGAAAUUGUUCAUCUUUAUGGAGUUCCAGUUUCUAUUAUAUUUUUUAGAGAUCUGCAUUUUACUUCGAGGUCUUGUAAGAGUUUGCAAGAGGCCUUGAGGUUGACGCUUUGGUUUUGUAAAGAUUAUCAUCCUCAAAUUGAUGGACAGUCGAAGAGGAGUGCUUACAACAAUGGUUUUCAAGCGAGUAUUUGUAUGGCACUGUUUGAGGCAUUGUAUGAAAGGAAGUGUAGAACUCUUUUGUGUUGGACAGAAUUGGAUGAAAAGCAGAAAUCUUAUUCAGAUUUGAAACAUCAAGAUAUUGAGUUUCAAGUUAGCGAUAAGGUCUUCUUGAAGGUUUCACUGUGA